Molecule: messenger RNA, 1749 nt
Organism: Octopus sinensis (East Asian common octopus)
Lineage: Eukaryota; Metazoa; Mollusca; Cephalopoda; Octopoda; Octopodidae
Exons: 7
Coding region: 361-1557 (398 amino acids)
Source: RefSeq, a predicted model, not a curated record
UAAUAUAGACCCAAAUAUAUAUAUAUAUAAAUAUAUAUAUAUACACACAUAUAUAUACACAUAUACACACACAUAUAUAUAUACGCUCACACUUAUACUGAGGUGUGUGUGGUGUAACUGAAGCAAUAUUUGGAGAUUUUUGUCUGAACUAAGUCAGCAGUUAUUGUUUUACUAGUGAAGUAAACGCUCUCAUUCUCUCUUGUAUCACCUUGAUUUUUUUUUUCCUUUCCCCACCAACACCUUGGAAUUUUUUUAAAAUUUUUCGGUUUUUAAUUUGUUUUUUUUUUCCAACUUGUGAACCCUGGCUCGCACGCUUUAACCAUUCUUCGACAACAAUCGGCUUUUUACUUACUUUACGCCAUGGCAAAACUAGAACUAUUAACAAUGAAGAUAUUCAUCUUUGGAGUACUUGUCUCCAUGUUUGCAGCCGCAAAAGCUGAUGAAAAACUAUUAAUAAGGUCUCAUCCGAUGACAGUGAAAGAAGGACAGUCUUUCAAAUUAGUCUGUGACUUACACAUUGAAUCCAUGUCAAACCUCCUAAAAAAUGCUUUGGUUUGGAAACAUAACAAUGAAAAGCUGACCUUCAAUGAAAGAGUUGAAGGAGAAUUCAAUGAAACCUACAAAGUGAACACCACUAUUGCUAUAAAACCUACAGUUUAUACUUCAGAACUGGAAAUUUUAAAAGUGUCUCCUUCAAACGAUGGGAACUAUACAUGCGAAUCACAUAAAAAAGUUUCCAAUAACUUCCAGGUUUUUAACAAAGCAGUAACAGACAUUGUUGUUCUACAGGAUAUUGGUGAGCUUGUGUUAACAGUUGGUACAACAGAAAUCACUGCCAAAAAUUCAGGAAAGAGUGUAAAUAUUCCUGAGACAGGUCAGAAAUUUGUUUGUAGAACAAGAGGCAGCAACCCCAAACCAAUAAUUCAUUUUUAUUUGGAUGGUAAGGAUAUGAAAAAUGAGUGGGAACCGGCAGACAUAUCCAGCUAUGUUAGAGUUACAUCUGGUGCCAAAAGUGGUGUAAGAUCUCACUCCAGCGAGCUGGUAGCUGAAGGUAAAGUUCUCAUCAAGAAAUCCAACAAAGUUAGAAGUCUGUCCUGUACAGCUGAAAUGGAGGGAAGUGCCUUUAAAGUGAAAACUGUUACUGCCAAUAUUUCUUUUGCUUUUGAUCCACAAUUCACUUGUAAAAACAAAUCAGCAAUCCUAAAUGAUCGUUAUGUAACAUUAGAAUGUGAAGUCGAGGCCAAUCCACCAAUCACAAAGCAUGCUUGGAGAUAUGGAGAUGUUUCAGUGUUAGAACCAAAUAAUGAAACUGUUGAAUAUACUCAAUCAGAAGAGGUUGUAGACGGUGUGCACAGAGUUACACUGACAAUUGAUAAAGUUUUGAAACGCCAUUUCAACACAACUUUCUUCCUAGAAGUUGAAACUGAAGAUAAUAAAGUUCACACUCACCCUGUAAGGUUAACUGAAAAACAAUGGUCUUCUGCUUCGAGUAGGCAAUAUCAAGAAUUCCUUUUCACAGCACUGCUAACUUUAACUGCUAAGAUUCUGACCAACUGAUUUGUAGGUGCUUAAAACAAGGGAAUGGCUGGGUUUUAGCAGAUGAAUUAAGGACCAAAGUGAAAACAAAAAACAGUCGAGUGAAUGAAUAUGUCUGAGUGUAUAUAAAGUAAAAAAAAAAUUUAAUAAAAAAUUCAAACAAACAACUAAAAAAAAAACUACUGUGCAGGAUGAAUUGGCUGCAGUGAGAAU